CCAAGACCGAACUCUAAAAAUGGCCGCGGAUUUUUAAUGUUCCAAUAAUAAUAAAAACAGUGACACAGUGAAAGUGAAUGCAACAGAAAAUGACACCACAGGGUGGUAUGGUGAUGGGUGGCAACCAAGCACCCAUGUCUUCUGGUGGGACGAUUCCUCUGGCUCUAUUGAUUGAAUAUGCUGUGCAGCGUACCCACCAUGAGCUUGUUGUCUUAUCUGAACUGUUACCAAGAAAGACAGAUAUGGACAGAAAAAUUGAGAUUUUUCAGUUCGCUAGCAGGACUCGUCAGCUUUUCAUUAGACUCCUGGCUCUAGUAAAAUGGGCCAACAGUGCAUCUAAAGUUGAUAAGUGCAUGGAAAUCUGCAGCUUUUUAGAGCAACAAUCAAUGUUUUUUGUGGAGACGGCUGACAGUUUACACAAAAUGGCAAAAGAAACUUUAGCCAGUGCAAGGGUGCCAAGUUUCUCCCUGCCAUGUGCUAUUGAUGUGCUGACAACAGGAACCUAUCCCAGACUCCCUGCCUGUAUUAGGGAGAGAAUCAUUCCUCCGGACCCGAUCACCCCUCAAGAGAAAGUCCAAACUCUGCAACGUUUGAAUGAGGUUAUCCAGUACAGGCUGGUCUCUAAUGAGCUGCCAAAGCAGAUGAGGAGGUUAAAAAUUGAUCAAGGCAGGGUUAAGUUUUUUGUUGAACAAGAAUUUGAGGUGACAUUGACUCUGAUGGGAGAUAGUCCGACAAUCCCAUGGAGACUUUUAGAUGUUAGCUUUCUUGUUGAGGACCAUGAAACAGGAAAUGGGAAGUCUUUAGUACACUCCAUGCAGGUUCACUACAUUCAUGAGCUAGUGCAGUCUAGGUUGCUGCAUGUUGACCACCCACUACAUGACCUGUACAGAGUGCUUCAUUCUUUUUGCCAGUCACUCCAGCUGGAGGUGCUACACUCGCAGGCUCAGCGUCUGAUGGGAGACAGACUUAGAGAUAGCAUUUGCAUCGUAGAAUAUUCCCUGAGUAAAUCUCUGUCUAUUUCUUACUGGAGGGAACAACAGAAGAAAAGAGAUAAUGUGGACCAUUUCCCUAUCCACAAGCUGAGUGUUCAUGUCUGUGAGGAGGAUGAAGGCAAACCUUUACAAAUAUCACAUCAACCUCCCAUGACACCAUUAGAAAGUAGAAAAGUUGGACUUGCCAUUAAGAGUGACCAUCUAUCAAUUGAGAAGUUAUUGAUGCAAACAAUUGAAGUGAGAACUCACUCGAAGCUUAAGGAGUUGGCUAGAGAAAUUCAAAGACUGAUUGAUGGAAAAUGUGAGGUGAGGGACAUGCCUGUUGCCCUGCAUGUCAGUGUGUUGAACCCCUGCAUGUCCUCGGAAGUCUUGAGGAUUUCUAUCGACGUCCAGACAGGAUCAUACAUGGCCUCGGUGCCAUCUUGCGACAGAGCAGCAGUUCAAGGCAUUGAGGACAGUUUGAACACUGAUCACAGAGGACUGGAGAAACUGCUCAUGAAACUAAAGGUCCAGCUGGUGCUCCAGAGAUGUGAGAAGUGUGUACAGCUGAUGACCGCCAACUCUCGGCCAUCUCUCCCUCUCAUCAACACAGCUGACCACCCUCUCAUUAAACUAGCAAGCACAAGGCUCUUCGUUAGGGUACCUAAGCAGCAAGGGUACUUUGUUGUUGUUGAAGUGCGUGAGGCUGAGCAGCGCAGGGUGGAUGUCAACUACUACAUGCUGGAGACGACACAGUGCACUGCCGAUGGGGUGGAGGAUGACAUCGGGGAGGAGACGCUGGUCAAGGCUUUCAUGAAGGCUGGUCAGCUGACCCCUAUUGAUACUUACUCUAUGGCGCAUGGAGAGUUCUGCAAAAUUUUUGAUGGUAUUCCACUCACAAUGGACAGCCUGACCAGAAAACGCAAAAUAUUUUUGGGAGAAGAUGAUGAUGAACCAGAUGCCAAGAAAAUGAAAGGUUCACCAUACUUUGUGAGUGAGUUGGCUUACCUUCUGGCCAGGUGUGAGGAGAAGAUGCCCUUUAUCUUCCUGGGUGAUGAGUUGUCCAAGCAAGGCAUCAGCCAUGAUGGUGGCACCAUUGAUGGGACAGGCACCUGUUUCUCUUUAGGCAUUUUAUAUUUCCCAGAAGUGAUGGGUCUACCUGAGGAAGUCAACGAUGGACUGAGAAAACAACUACUGCAGUGUAAAUUUAGAAUACAGAACAGACAGUCUCGGCUCUGGAUUGUUGAGUUUAUUUUCAACAGGCCCCCUCUUCCUAGUAUUCACGCUAAAGAAUCUGGUCCCAAUCAAAGAGUGUGUAUGGCCCUGGAUAUGAAUGGUGACAACAUCCAGAAAACUGUCUCUGACCUCAUGGAUGAGUGGACAUCUAUAGCAUAUUUGUACGGGGCUGUUCAGAGGUUUGCUGAAAGUUUUAAUGAUCCACGGACUAGUCUUUCAACAAUGGUUGAGGUUCAGUCUUACAACUACAAGAAACUCACACUGGCCUAUGGCCCAAACAUGUGUAGCUUGCUGGGAGUCAGAUGGAAGCCCACCACCAGGAAGUUUGAGCUGACCCUGGGUACCAGACUGCCCUCAGCCUCUGCCAACCCCCACUCCCCCAUCUUGCUGCAGCUCAUUGAGGAGUUCAACCUCCACUGUAGCUUGUCUCAGCUCAGUCAGACACUUCAUGAUACAUGGACUCCUAUGAUGUCUAUUUCUAAACUUCCAUCUGUGGCUGUUCUUGGUGCUUCAACUAACUCAAGACAGCAUAUUCAAAACUUCACCAUCAUCCCCCAGUCUAGUACACAUAUCAGGAUUAUAUGUAGGGGAAGCAACUGUAUAGAUGUCCAUUUCCGUGGCAACAAGACUGUAGCAGUGAAAGAUGGCGCCUGCAGUUUGUUUGAUACAACCAAACCAAUAGAAGGGUUAUCUCCCACUGCAGGUCUUAAGGCCUUCUUGUCAAUGUUUGUGGACGAAGGGGUCACCGUGGGUCUGGGCCGCCGCCAGUCUGCCACAGCUGAUGACAACCCACCCUCCCCCUACUCCAUUGACCCCACAGAGAUGUUCAUCUCGCACCAGCCCAGCACCGGCUCCCCCCUGCCCAGACCCGUGCAGACCCAGUCCCGGACCGACACCUUCAGGUUCCACAGCCCAAUGACCCCACCCUCCAACCCACACACGCCCGCCUCACCCAGCUCUGCUAGGCUUCCUACUGGGGUAAAUCCCUCCCCAUCAACAGCUCUGAUGGGCACCCCCUCACCUGGAACCCUGCUGACAGCCAACUCACCUGGGAACCCUCAGCUGCAUGUCGCCUCACCUGGCUUUGUUGCACAAUCCCCUUCCUCAAUUGUAGGCCUGCACAUGCAGUCUCCUGCCACCUCCUUUAUGGCAGGAAUUGUUGAUGGAGGCUCCCCAUUCACUGGAUCUAACCUGGCCAUGCCAUCACCGAAUGGACACAGAGGGGGAGGAUGGGUGGGCUCACCUUCAGUACAAGACCCGUCACCUGCCUCGCUCCACGCUGUACACUCACCUGGUCUCAGUAUUCAUGCAGGUAUCAGCAUGCAGGCUAGGAUAUUACCCCAGAGAGCCUGGGCCGCAGCUAUCCCCACCAUACUGUCUCACAAAGGUUUUGACACUCUGCUGACCCCCACCCCAGAGCCUCAGCAGGGGUCAGUCCAGCACACACCUGCCUCACCACUGGAGAGAUUCUUCGCUUGUACCAUCAUGAAGAAACACAUCAGUAGGCUGGUGUCUACAGAACCACAGAUGCAGUUGGUUCCAAUAAAUGAGCCUGGUGUCAUUUGCUUUAAAGCCGACACCUUGCAGUUUAAGCUGUCCUUGAACAACACCACCUGCCAAUCACUUCACAUGAAAAUCACGCCAGCACCAGAGCACCAAGAGAAAUGGACUACAGAAGAGCUUCAGAUACUGGAGAAGUUUUUUGAUCUCAAAGUCUUUUGUCCACCCUAUCGCCUCAAUGCUCUCACUGCAGUUGGAAGGAUCAUCUCAGCCCCAUACAGAAUACUCAAAGACUGCAUACAGAUCAUGAAGCUAGAGCUGAUGCCAGAUAGGUCAAUGAAAUGGACAGUUCAGUGGUGCUUGACCAUCCCCCCUUCACUUCAUUUCAUCUCGCCUGUCGGUGUGCCUGCGUUUGUUGUUCGAGCUAAAAUGAUUUUCAUGCUGCAGCUGACCCGCAUUGGCCUGACUGUUGGACCCAGCGAACAGUCCAUCUUUGUUCCACUGCUUUAUGAAAUGCAGACCAACAAGUUGACCAGGGUGGAGGGCAAGCACCCCCAGAUCAACAACACCCCCUCCCUGCAGGCGGUCAGCACCAUGCUCAACAGGUUCGCUGAGCACUACCAGCAGCAGAACCACAACAACGAGUGCGCUAUCCUGCCUGCUGUUAAAGAACUGCUGAGCAAUUUGGUUGUACCUGUGUGAGACGAUGGGAGAGAUUUGAUCUGGGCUAGACAUUGUUUUAAAAGGAUGGGGGGGGGAGUAGAUAUUACAUUAAAUUCUUUUAGAAAACUUUUACUUAUGCUAUUACAUAUUCAAUGAAAAGCUGAUUUAAAAUUUAUAUUAUUUUGAAUUUUUUAUAUAGACCGAAGUUAUUUUUGUGUGGGCUUCCAUGCAGAAAAUAUGUUACAUAGUCGAUCAACGUAUUUUAAAAGUAAAAUUUAUUCAAUACAGCUCAUUGACGAGGGGGUUUGUUGUAGUGUGUGGCAGGGAGGUUGCGGUAGAUUCAUGCAGAUUUAGGAGAUAGUCUGUUAUCUAAGAUAAUAGGGCUGGUAAGUAGGUCACCAACCAGUUCUAUGGCUCAUGCAGGUUUUAUUGAGCCAGAGAACUGUUUGAUGACCUACUUACCAGCCCUAUUGAGUUGUCCAGCUUGCCAGUAAAAACAAUAUUGAAUUCUGUAAAAAUAAAUGGUCCAUUUUUAAUAUACUUUUUUUUUGUAAAAUGUACUACUUUUUCUAUUUCUUAAAUAUUAAUUUGUAACAUUGUUAGAAUGUUACAUAUUAAUUUUUGUCCUUUGUAUUCACAAAGGUAGCAGUUCAUUUUAUCGAUGUACAUACUAGAUCUAACUAUUUUAAAAAUGAAUGUCAAUUAAAAUGAUUUAAGACUAAAAGUGUAGAAGCAUUAAUUUAGUUAUUUUUUGUUUACCUGUAAAUGUUUGUAAUAAAACACACAGACAUAAGUCGGUGUUAACAAAUCACUAGAUUUUAAUCUUAGACAUCCCUGGGUACAUUAAGCUCUGAUGGGUACCUGACUUACAUUUGGGAAAGUAAAAGUGGCUGGACAAUAUUGCUAACCACACUAUCCCUUCAUAUGACGAGGUCAUGAAACUUAUGAAUUUGACUUCAUCUGCCCAAUGGAUCGCUAAAGAGGAAUCUUUCUUUACAUUUUGAUCUGGCUGUGGGUCAUAAACCUUCCCAUUCGUUAAGUAAAAAUUAUUUUCUCUGAUAGCAUCCAAAUAAUAAUUUUCCAGAGUUUAAUUCACACCUCACAAUAUUCUUCCAGGGGUCUCUAGUGAAAUCAUCUUAAGAAAUUUUCACAGUAGAUUACUCUACCAGUGACAACUAGCUGAUAAAUAACUAGCACUUACAUUCAAUUUUCAUAAGAGCAAACUAAAUUGUAUACAGUGCUUAAUUAAAGCAUGGGCUAAACAUUCUUCUACUAACUAUUACCCUAGACCACAGACCAAGCUAAGGAAAGUAUUUUGUCAACACACUUUACAUCACAUCACUAUUGUUUCAUUUGUACUUGUUUUAUGUACUUUUUUAAAUAUUGUUGUGAUUUUAAAAUAUUCUUUUAUUGAACAUUGUUUCUUGUAUAUAUGUGAAACAGGGUCCAUGUGUAUUUGAAGUGUUUUUUUCUUUCAUUUAAUGUUGAAAAAUAUAACGGGAUAAUUUUCAAAAAAUGAGUAGGAGAGAGUCUUAGAUCAGGGGAAGUUACUCUUUUAAUAAAAUUG
Messenger RNA from Physella acuta, 5937 nucleotides. Its product is annotated as mediator of RNA polymerase II transcription subunit 14. The record is from RefSeq and is a predicted model, not a curated record. Gene Ontology annotation, biological process: regulation of transcription by RNA polymerase II. NCBI's taxonomy places the organism in Eukaryota, Metazoa, Mollusca, Gastropoda, Physidae. Gene Ontology annotation, cellular component: core mediator complex; mediator complex. Gene Ontology annotation, molecular function: transcription coregulator activity.